Molecule: messenger RNA, 2330 nt
Organism: Chroicocephalus ridibundus (black-headed gull)
Lineage: Eukaryota; Metazoa; Chordata; Aves; Charadriiformes; Laridae
Exons: 5
Coding region: 92-607 (171 amino acids)
Biological process (GO): centriole replication; mitotic cell cycle
Cellular component (GO): centrosome; centriole
Molecular function (GO): calcium ion binding
Source: RefSeq, a predicted model, not a curated record
UGCGGCGGUGGGAGAACUCGCCUCCCCGAGGCGGGCCGUGAGGAGCGGCGGGGCCGAGCGGGUCGUAUCGCGCCGGAGCGGCGUCGGCCAGAUGGCAUCCAACUAUAGAAAACCUGGUGUAAGUACAGCCCAGCGAAAGAAAAGUGGCUUGAAACCUGAACUUACAGAAGAGCAAAAGCAGGAGAUCAGAGAAGCUUUUGAUUUGUUUGAUACUGAUGGAUCUGGAAGCAUCGACAUAAAAGAACUGAAGGUUGCGAUGCGUGCUUUAGGUUUUGAGCCAAAGAAGGAAGAAAUUAAGAAAAUGAUAGCAGAUAUUGACAAAGAAGGAAGCGGCACCAUUGACUUUGAAGACUUUUUGGCUAUGAUGACGCAAAAAAUGAGUGAAAAGGAUUCAAAAGAAGAAAUCUUGAAAGCUUUCAGAUUAUUUGAUGACGAUGGGACAGGAAAAAUUUCAUUCAAAAACUUGAAAAGGGUUGCCAAGGAGCUGGGAGAAAAUUUAACAGAUGAAGAACUUCAGGAAAUGAUUGAUGAAGCUGAUCGAGAUGGAGAUGGAGAAGUGAGUGAGCAAGAAUUUUUGAGAAUCAUGAAGAAAACUAGCUUAUAUUAAUAUUUGUUGCCUUGCUGUACAGCUGCUCCAAAAGAUAAUCUGGAAAGACUUAAAAACUGGGCUUGUGUCUCCUGCAUAUUUUCUGCCAUAUAAAGAAAGUCUGGAAAGGACAGAUUUUUGGUUCAUUCUUCUUUUUCAGCAAAGAUAAUUAGGGGGGAGGUGGGGGGUGGCUUCAGAACUGUCACAAUGGUAUUGCAGAAGUAAAAAGGAAGGAUGAACUGAACCUGCAAGGCAGGGUCCCUUCCCCUCCCCCUCAAUAAUUUCACUGAUUGCCAUUUUGGAUAAAGAACACUGUGUUUCAACAAUUUUAACAAAAAGAUACUUCACUUGAGAUGUGAAGAUUCCCACUGCUGCUGGGAAAGGCCACUUUUGACCUUCCUAAGGCUACAGAAUGAAGGUACAAGCACAGAAUUUUUAUUCCUUUUAAGGCUUUUAGGUUAUCUUUUGGUAUUUGUCUCCUUUUGUUUAUUCACAUGGAAGACUGUAAAACCAAUUGCAUAUCUGUCUUCAUUUCUGUAUGAAACACUGUUUUCCCAUAGCAAAGUUGGUUUUGGACCUAAUGGGAAGCAAAUGUAGAUAACUAGAUUUGUUUUUUCAUUUGGAGUUCUGUGCCAUCAGUAGAUGUUCUGUUUAUCUGGUCAUCUGAAACCUAGUUUACUUGAAUGUGACCUGCUUGGAUUAUCAAAGUUUAUUGUAUAACCAGUCAACAUCUUGUGCCAUUGUUCUUACUCCCAAGACGUUACAGAGCUGCUGUCAUGCCAGGAUUUUAGGUACCUAAAAAGUUCAGUUCUGUGGUGGACUAGAGUAAAUUUUGGUUUCGUCUGUUUACAGUCAAGUUGCAGGGACGACUCACAUUUAGAUCCAUGCAAUCUAAAUUAAUUUCUGACAUCACAGGUUUGGUUUUGUUGUUUGUUUUUUUUUGUUUGUUUGUUUUAUGGAGUACCUUCAUUUUUGUCAGCAUUUCUUGCAUAUACUGUCAGUCUAGGAUUUACUGGAGAGCCGUAUUUCCUUCUGUAUUACGGUGACAGAGCAGUGACACACAAUAUGACAUCUGAUUAUGUGGUUCUGCAGGAGGUUUUAUCCUUGGGUCCCAACUAGACAAUCAGCUUCAAAACUGCAGGGAAAUGGUAUAAUCUCAAAUCACGUCUCUCUCUAAUGAGGCACCAGGAGGAGUUUGUUACAGCUCACAGUGAAGUGGCAAGCAGGUAGCAAAAUGCCGGAAGGGGAGGGAAAGAACAGUAUUUUCCCAGUUUCUGUUAAGAUCCCUCUUCAGAAAGCUUCUGCUCCUUGACAGCACUAAGGAGGUUUGUAGAAGAAAGGAAAAGCCAGCUCCUGGAUUAGCUCCUUAUUACAGCUGCUCCAGCUCUCCAGAGCUGUAAGGGCCCAGCAGGGGGAGAAUUAGUUUCAGGAGCAAAAAGGAGAAGUGUUCAUUUAUCUGUCUUCUCAGUCUGCAGAUGUGGACCUGGCGCGUUCUGCCUCAGUCCUCCCAGUUUCUGCCCCCCCCUCCCCGAACAACUCUAAACUGCCCCUCUCUAACCUGUGCAGAAGUAGGCUUAAACCUGUGGGAGAAGAGGGAUUGUGUAGGACCCUGGAACACUCAAGAGACCUGUGAAGUCUCCUAUUAACGUAUUCAGUGGCAGUAGAUGUAACCUGUAGUACUGUAAGCGUUUUAAAAGUCUAUUAACUUUGUAUAAGUGUGAAAUAAAACUGUUUUGCAAGUUAA